Molecule: messenger RNA, 1677 nt
Organism: Postia placenta MAD-698-R-SB12
Lineage: Eukaryota; Fungi; Basidiomycota; Agaricomycetes; Polyporales; Adustoporiaceae
Exons: 2
Coding region: 1-1677 (558 amino acids)
Source: RefSeq, a predicted model, not a curated record
AUGCACGUUUCUCAAUUUGGGUUAUACAGCACCAAAACCGGUGAUAGGCGCCAAGCCCCUCUGGGCCCCGAUUCACCUAUUUUCGGCAGUCGCAUCCCGCCCGGCACUUCGACUCAGUCUCCCACCACUUCGAUUUCGCCUUCGACACUCUUCGACAUCUUCGACGUCACCCGCUCGCAAGCGCGUGAGGCUGCUAGCCGCAGCACCGCCGAAAACCUUGACAGCUCCUCUAGAACGCAAUCGACUCCUUCUCCAACAAUUCCCGGUGACUUCGACCGUGACGAAGAAGACGAGAUAGACCAAGAACUCCAGGACGACUUCGACGAAGAACCAAUCCCUUCGACCACCGAAGAACACACUUUGUCCCCCGAGCUUCUAGGCCUCACUACUUCUGACUACGACACUUCGACUCCUGAACUUUUCGAACGAUCCGGUUCUUCGCCCAAACCCGAGGAUCCCAUCCCAUCUACUUCGAAUCUCGAACUCCCGACUCCGUCGUCUUUUCGCGCCCACGCUCAGCCGCCCAUCGCAUCCUCUUCGCGACUUUCAAUCAUACCUUCAUCUGACCUGGCACCUCCGCCACCAUUAACACCUUCGAACACAGCUUCAAACUCCAACCCCGCACCGCCCGCUCCUACGAUUCCUUCGACUACUACCACGUCCUCUUCGAGCCCAGCUCCUAUCAACACUACGAACAUGAGCCAGAACACGAACACACCGUUGAUGCCCCCGCGCGGUCAUGCGACAGCACCAAGCUUCGACCCAUCGGAAGUCCGUUCGCUUCGGCAUUACUUCCAGGACCUCGAAGCAUUGUUCACCCGGUGUCAGAUUACCGACGAAGCAGCCAAGAAACAGUGGGCCGUUCAGUAUCCUUCGAUCGAUGUCGCCGACUUAUGGGAAACCAUCGAGUCCUUCAUCGACGUAGCCAAGAGCUACAAUGACUGGAAAGCUGACGUACGAGCACUCUAUCCUGGCGCCGAUGAUACAAGAAAGUGGUCGCUGGCAGACAUGGACCAGCUCAUCGGAGAACGCGCUCGUAUCGGGAUUCACAACGCGGCAGACCUAGGCUGCUAUUACCACGACUUCAUGGCCAUUACGAAACAUCUCAUCGCACAGCACCGGCUCUCCCCUAUCGAACAAAGUCGUGCAUUUCUUCGAGGUUUCCAGCCAGCGUUGCUCACACGGCUCGAGACCCGACUGCAUCUCAAGCACCCUGAUCACUACGCCGACGACCCAUACACCAUGGCAGAGAUUCACGCGGCGGCUACUUUCAUUCUACACGGUACAUCGAGCACACCUAUGACAGCGGCUAACCAAGCUACCGCUUUGACAUCGAGCACUUCAACAACGGUGCCUCCCGGGAUGAUCAAAACCGAAGACAUCUCGAUGAUCAUCGAAAGCCUGUCGAGGAUGAUCGCAACACUCAUUCAGCCGACGACGCACGCUACGCACAACCAUGCCCCCGCACCGAGACAACAAGCUGCCGUCCACGUCCAUGAGAACAGCGGAGCGGAACAGACGUGCCAUUACUGCGGCAAUCGUGGCUGCAGGGUAGGCACCUGCGAGUUCGCGGAGAUCAACAUCCGGGACGGCAAGUGCAAGCGUAACACCGAAGGAAAGAUCGUCCUUCCGAACGGAAGUUUCUGCCCCCGCACUAUCCCUGGUCUCACAAUAUGA